This is a messenger RNA of Cryptococcus amylolentus CBS 6039, 1320 nucleotides long. RefSeq lists its product as hypothetical. The record is from RefSeq and is a predicted model, not a curated record. The coding region runs from base 127 to 834 and encodes 235 amino acids. NCBI's taxonomy places the organism in Eukaryota, Fungi, Basidiomycota, Tremellomycetes, Tremellales, Cryptococcaceae. Gene Ontology annotation, cellular component: endoplasmic reticulum membrane; Hrd1p ubiquitin ligase ERAD-L complex. The transcript is spliced from 7 exons. Gene Ontology annotation, molecular function: misfolded protein binding; ubiquitin-specific protease binding. Gene Ontology annotation, biological process: endoplasmic reticulum unfolded protein response.
GACCAAGCUCGCCAACUACGCCUAUCAACAUUCAGUACCUUUCGGCUUCAGCCUCAGUCACUGCCUCAAUCGCAAGAAAGUAUCAACCCACAACAGAGCAGGGAUAAUGGCGCAGCCCGUAGAACAAUGGAUCUACGACAUCCCGCCCGUCACUCGUCUUUGGGUAGGCGCUUCUCUAGCAACCAGUCUCCUAGUGGUAUGUGUCUGGUGAAUGUGACGGAUGGAGUGUGCGGUGAUUGGGGCGCGAGACUGAUCAUCUCGCAGGAGUGCCAGGCCGUUGCCCCGUUGCAGCUGUAUUUUUCUUGGAGGGGCGCCGUUGUGAAUAUGCAGCUAUGGAGGUUCAUCACAACUUUCCUCUACUUUGGACCUAUUUCGCUUGAUCUGCUGUUUCAUGUGUUCUUCAUAAUGCGUUAUUCGAGACUGUUGGAGGAGAAUUCUUUUGCAAACCGGAGACCAGACUACGCAUGGUUGCUGUUCCUCUGUGCGAGCUUCCUCCUGGUAGUCUCAUCAGUCACCACCCUACCCUUCCUCUCAUCCUCCCUCGCCUUCGCACUAGUUUACAUCUGGUCAAGACGCAAUCCUGCAGUCAAGAUGUCGCUUUUCGGUGUCGUCACAAUAACUGCUCCGUAUCUUCCGAUAUCACUGAUCAUAUUCACGUGGAUGUUUCAAGGCGGAUACAGAGCUGCUAUCCCGGACAUAGUGGGCAUGCUGGCAGGGCACACCUAUGUCUUUCUGCAAGACUACUGGCCACGAGAGAUGUGGAGCAUCAGUGGCAAUCCAGAAGUCCAGACCCCAGCUUUUGUUCGUCGGUUAUUCGGGCAAGAAGGUCAAUGAGGUGUCCUACUUCGUUACCAUCAGCCAUCAAAUGAUCUGGUUCUUGUUCUCAUGUAUAAUCUAGCAUACGUCGUGAUCGCAUUGGAGAUCCCCGGGCAGGUUUGCUCAAGGGUGAGGAGAGAACACAGAGAAGUAUGAGAGUGAGAGACGGGGAGAUAUCUGCCACGUACACGGACGACCCCCGUCAAUCAAGGAAAGAAUAACGUGGCUGAACAGGCGAGCAGGUGUUGUAUGAUCUUCUCAGUCCAGUUGAUAGAGCACACAGUACCACCCCUGCCAUCAUCAUGCGCCUCCGAGGAUCUGUUGCCUAAUGAGAGUUAAUGCGAUUCAGCACCCUUAUGUGAGGCUAAGAGGGGACAUUCGCACACAUACAAAUGAAAAUCAUGCACCGAGGGGAGAGAUUCGCACCAGAGAGCAUGAAUUCCCUCCCAUAUGGUGUGCUUCGGAGGCAGCCGACGGAUUCUCCGUGUCCACGCGGGUAGCCGA